Messenger RNA from Durio zibethinus, 2078 nucleotides. RefSeq names its product two-component response regulator ARR17-like. Lineage: Eukaryota; Viridiplantae; Streptophyta; Magnoliopsida; Malvales; Malvaceae. The record is from RefSeq and is a predicted model, not a curated record. Gene Ontology annotation, biological process: cytokinin-activated signaling pathway; phosphorelay signal transduction system.
AGUCAUCCAAUUCAAACCCGCAAAAAUCAUGACCAAAUGGCAACAAAGAUCUGCCCUGGAUUUUCCUUGACAAUCAAACAAAAUCCAAAGCAAAUAAAAGAAAAAGAAAAAAAGAGAAAAGGACAGAAAGAAGGAGAAAGAGAUCAGUUGUUGUACCAACACACGUUACAGAGAAUCUAGUGAGAGAUGGGAGAUCACAACUUUUUUUUUGCUUUUUCUUUUCUUCUUUGCCUUUCUCUUUGCUGCAAAAUACAGUUGCCCUUCUCACCUAUACUUCAUAAAAACCUACGGAAACAACCCUUUUCUCUCACACACACUCUUUCUUUCAUUUUUCCACCAUAAGCGUUUCAAUUCUCCCUUAUUUUCUUCCUUCUUUCUUUUCUCUUCAUAGCUAGGCUGUAUAAAAAGGCCUGCAAUUAAGAACUUACUAAAAAUCAACAAGAAAAACUGGUUUAUUUUCUCCAUCGGAAGUUUCAUUAGGUCGACCGAUCGAGGAAUAAUAUAAUAUUGGUUUUGUAUUCUAGUUAUAAGUUUCUUUUGACAGUGAUGGAGUUGAUGAAUUCAGACAAUAUUAUUCAAGACAGACCCAAGCCGCAACAAGAAAUGCAGCAACAGCAGCAGGAACAACAUCAUCACUUUCAUGUGUUGGCAGUUGAUGACAGUGUUAUUGACAGGAAGUUAUUGGAGAAACUCCUCAAAGUAUCUUCAUACCAAGUGACCUGUGUCGACUCCGGGGAUAAAGCUUUGGAAUAUCUUGGUCUGCUUAAUAACUUGGACCCUCAUCAGUCAACAGCUUCUUCUUCUUCUUCCUCCUCUCCAUCUUCUUUUUCUUCUACCUCCUUUUCUUGUUCCCAGUCUUCGCAACAAGAGGGACUUAAAGUCAACUUAAUCAUGACAGACUUCUGUAUGCCCGGAAUAAGCGGCUACGAUUUACUCCAACGGGUCAAGGGAUCUUCUUGGAAAGAUGUACCAGUCGUGAUCAUGUCAUCAGAGAAUGAACCUUCAAGAAUUAGCAUGUGCCUAGAAGGAGGAGCAGAAGAAUUCCUGUUAAAGCCUCUUCAAUUGUCAGACCUAGACAAAAUUCAAGCUUACCUUCUGAAAUCCCUUCGUCAGAAUUCUUGUACCAACAUCCACAAAGACUUGAUUGUUGACGAUGAUGACAACACUAGUAACAAAAACAGCGACGACAACAGUAACGAAAAUGGUAAUAGUAAUAAUAACAACAAUAAUUUUAGCAAGAGAAAGGCUAUAUCUUCUGAAGCUACAGAGAUAAGAAGACCAAAAAUGAAAGGAGUAGCUGUAGGAGUAUGAAAAUAUGUUUACGGCAUUUUGUUAUACUUGGGGUGUUUAUUUACUUGGUUAAUGCUAAUAUCCAAGCCUUUAAUUCUGGCUUAUUGUUAUAUUUCUACUUAUAGACUUAAAAAUGUAAUUAAUUUAGCAUGAUAACAUGAAAAUCAUAUAAAUUCCGCAAUCCAACAGGAAAUGGGGAAUGGAUGAUUCCUAAACUCUAUUCAAACUUCUUUUUUUAUUGUUUAUUUUUGGAAAAAAAGAAAAAAAUUUCAAACUGAACCAAAUGUUUCAAGUGCAAAGUUAUUAAUUAGGAUAUUGAUAUCCAACUUAAGACGCUUAACCUAUUCCGAACUCAAGCAAAAUCCGAAGUAUGAUAAUCAUAAAAAUGGGCAUCUAAAAACCCGUAAGUCAAGCCCGAGGGUAUGUGCUCUUAAAAUCCAACAGAUUCGGGUGAAACAUAUUUUGAGGUUGGGUUGUGUUUAGUUUGAUAUGAAUAAAAACCGCACGGACGGGUGGACUUGGCCUUAAAUCUAGCCCAAAACUCCAAUUCAAGAAACAUGGCCCUACCGGCCUAUCCCAAACUUAGCCAUUUUCAUGUUGUUGAAUUUGUAAUCCAUAUAAUCAUAGCAUUAGGCUCUUAAAAAGAAUCAGCAGCGUGCGAAUCCAGGAGGUUGUGCAUCAACAAGUUCAGGGUUUCAACUUUCUAUUGAACUCUGACGAGGUAAAUACGUUGAGAAUCUUUAGUAGUAAGAAUGCGUGAAACAGACAAACAUGUUCAUCCUUCAAUG